Molecule: messenger RNA, 8994 nt
Organism: Bicyclus anynana (squinting bush brown)
Lineage: Eukaryota; Metazoa; Arthropoda; Insecta; Lepidoptera; Nymphalidae
Gene: rsh
Exons: 16
Coding region: 702-3467 (921 amino acids)
Biological process (GO): regulation of small GTPase mediated signal transduction; activation of GTPase activity
Cellular component (GO): cytoplasm
Molecular function (GO): protein binding; GTPase activator activity
Source: RefSeq, a predicted model, not a curated record
CGCGUUGGCGCGGUACUCGGGAGCGAGAUGAGAUGAACGCGGCCGUCCGGCGCAGGCUCGCCUGCCCGCGCCCUGUCAUCUGUUGCCUGAUGCCAUGUUUACUAAAGCGAAAGUGACGUGCCGUUCACAACGAACCUACAUUACAUUGACAGCCUGCAAUUGCGAGUAAAUAUUCCUGGACCAACGUUGGCUGACAGUGAUACUGUAAUCUGUAUAUACAACGAAUCGGUUUCUAGAUAACGUCAUCGAAUACGAAUCGGGAUUUUUGAACUGUAUUAUUUUUUUUGGGAUUAACUAGUUUUUUAUUUAAUUGUACAUUAGUGCUGUGUUUAGAAAUAGUAUCGGGAAAGUGUUGUAGUGACAUUUCGUAAUAGUAUUUAUGCAAAUAGUAAACUUGACUUUAACGUAAACAAUAAGUUGUAAUCAUAUUUACCGUAGUAUCUUAAACGUAAAACACCAAAUAGUUUCUAAUUUUUAUAAAAGAAGAACAAAAAUUAUUUAUAAAAAAAUCUUAGUGCAAGAUAUCGCGUUUCAAAGUGGAAAAGUAUGAGCCGUCCCCAUUGUACGACAACAACCACUACCACGAGGAAUGUCUUCGCUGCAACUCCUGCGGGUUGAACCUCACCGGACCCAAUCAGAAACGCGCGCGCCGCUUCAAGAACCAGAUCCUGUGCGACCUGCACUUCGCCGACGUGGCGCUGAUGGAGUGCAGCGACUUCAUGCAGCAGCUGCGCAGCUUCAAGCCGCAGUCGCUGGGCUGCGCCGUCGCGCGCCGCAAGUCCUCCACCACGCUCAUCUUUCCACUGCCACCGCAGGCCUGUUCAGAUGAAUUUUGUGAAGAGUACCCUCACAACCUGAUCCCCACGCCUGGCUACUGGAUAGAGUGCUCGCGCCAGAAGAUCGCCACCGACACCAUUUGGGACGAGUCCGAGUCAGAACACGAUAGCGGCCCUGAAAGAGAUGACGCGGAUCGCCACAGAAGAUCGGGGUCUCUCGACGAGGCGGCAGAAGACAGCAGUGACAACGGAGGCAGUACACCAAAGAAGAAGACUGCAAUAGAAGAACAAUGGGAGAGAUCCGGCGGCUUCGAGCUCACGUCCGUAGAACAAGAGACGUAUGAGAAGUACUUCUACGGGACAGAACAUUGGAACUAUUUCACAAGCGAUGAAGACUUGGGACCAGUGAUACUCUCCAUCAAACAGGAAACCUUGAAUGCGAGGGAUCAGUUUAGGAUUCUAGUGCGAGCGAUAAGCUACACGGUCCAUGGACUAAUUCCGGCGUCAUGCGUGUUUGCCGACCGCUAUAACCGGGAGGAAGUGGUCAGAUCUCUCGGCAAAGAAGUCAACAUCAACCCGCCACUGAUGCUGGGCCAACUGCCCGACACGCCUGAAGAGCUGUUGAAGUUGGAUCAGGUUUUCAUAAAAUCAGAGCUGAAGGUCGGAGUGAUAUACGUGAAGGAGAAUCAAUACACGGAGGAAGAAAUAUUGGACAAUAACGAGAACUCGCCAUUGUUUGAGGAGUUCCUGCAAGUGCUCGGGGAAAAGUUCCGACUCAGAGGCUUCGACAAAUACAAAGGAGGUCUCGACACUGUCCACGAUCUCACCGGUCUAUACUCUGUGUACACGAACUGGAGGAGCAUAGAGAUCAUGUUCCACGUGUCAACUCUCCUGCCAUACGAGAAGCACGACGCUCAGAAGUUGCAGAGGAAACGCCACAUUGGCAACGACAUCGUGUGUGUCGUGUUCCUGGAAGCUGACAACACUGCAUUCUCACCUGCUUGUAUAAAGAGCCACUUUUUACAUACUUUUAUAUUAGUGCGGGUGUCUGCUAAAAUUAAAAGGCGACCCACUAGAUAUGAAGUGUCCGUCGUGACCCGCGACGAGGUCGGCGCGUACAAACCGUACUUGUGGGAGCAGAGUGUGUUCGACAAAGGGCCAAUGUUCAGGGAAUGGCUUCUCACGAAAAUAGUGAAUGGUGAAAGAGCAUCGUACUCAGCGCCCAAGUUCGCACGGAUGCAGGAACGCACGCGCAGUCAGAUGCUAGAGGACAUAGUGGCUAAUCUGCAGAACCAUGCGGAGACCGGGCAAAUACCAAAACCUUACAGAAGAGGUUCAUGGCGUCCAAUAGGCCACAUGCGACCGUCGUCGCCGCUGCUGGAUUCAGUGAGAGACCAGUUCGAAGAUUACGACCAGUUGGCGAAGGAUUUCACUCGAGUGUUCCUCAACAGUGAACUCAAUUUCGCACAAAAUGCUCAACUUUUCGACGUAGUUUUCCUGGUUGGGCAGUCGAAGCAGAAAACGAAGUUUAUUGGCGUUCGAGCUAUACUGGGUGUAAGGAGCAGAGUUUUCCAAGAAAUGCUAUACGGCAUACAGACCGGGUUCGGUUCCCCACAAGUGCCGGUAGCCGAGCUACUGGCUCGACCGGCGCCCACUCUCCUGUCUCCCACUCCUGCACGGCAGAAGAGCAGCAACUUCUUACAAGUCCCUGACAUUGAGUCUCCAAGACCAAAAAGCGUGCCAAGUUCACCGAUGGUAAAACGAGCAUUUUCCCGACUCGGCACCAUCACAGCCGGCUGGGGUCGUUCUAUACGGAAGCAACAUUCUCAACUCAAUGCGGACGAUAAGAAGAAAUGGGCUAGCUCCCAGGAUUGCUCCAAUAAGGAGAGCAAAGACAAGGACAAAGAUAAAAACGCAGCACUAGCGGUGCCAAGGCUGUCGGUAUGCGCCGAUGCGCAAAAAGUGGAUCGUGCCAAGCUCGCGCAAACCGAGUUCUCCAUAAUAGAAUUUGACCCUGAAACCUUCCGGAUACUCCUGGACUACUUGCACACGGGCAGUUGUCCGCUCACCUGCGCUUCCAUCCCGGGACUGAUCUGUGCUGCCGAGCAUUACGACUUGCCUGAGCUCCUGCAGGCAUGCUUCCAUCACGCCAAACAAUUCCUUAGGAUAGAAGUGGUAUGCACGAUGCUGAUAUCAUUGGAGAACUACUACUGGCGAUAUACGUCAGCCUCUGAACUAGUGAAUAUGAUUCUGGCCUUCAUAGAACAGCGAGCGUACGCUCUGUUCCAAACAUCGGAAUUUCUCAAUCUUUCUGAAUCCAUGGUGCAGAUGAUUAUGUGCAGAAACCUCGAAGUUCCCGAGGUCAGAAAAUUUGAAGCUAUGCUCAGUUGGGCGCGGAAUAAAAUAAAAACUAAAUCUGCCAAUAAGACUGACGCCAAAAAUGAGUUUAAAUGCAUUAUGGAGAGGCUGGCGAGGGACUUGAAGCUUUACAGGAUCUCGCCACAGGAGUUAAUUAAAGUGGUGCUCCCAUCGAAGGCAAUAAAGAACGAACGCAUCCUCGAAACACUCAUGUACCAGGCCAACUCUGGGAUGUACAGGAUACAGGACAGCUAUAUAGAAGCUUGCCAACAACGCCUCCAGAAACAGGACUCGAGGUUCUCUGAAUUUGAAAGCUUUGAUUACGGCAUAUAAACUUGGGGCUGUGAGGAUAUCAGUGUAUUAGAUAGAUUACGAAGAGCGAUAGGAUUGGGUUCUUCUCAUUGUGGUAUGUUGACGCCUUCAAAAAGUAUUAUUGUUAUAGAAGUACUUUAGUAGAGGUGCGAGAAAUAUUUGUACACUUCUCGGAUACCUAUUCCUUGUUGUUGUUCAUUGAUACCUAUAUAUUUUUUACAUCUAGCUAGACGUGUUCAGUAGAAUCAUCUCUAUUUUUGGUACCAAGUUUGAGAUUAAACGUUUUGAAUCUGACGUAUGAAAAACAAAGUGAUUUUCGAUGUAAUGAGAUUUAUAUUGACGUACCGGUACAAAUGAGAUUUACUUCUGUGAUUCAUGUGUAGAAGACAUAGACAAAUUGGGUAAGGACCUGGGGGAUAUUUAUUUAGUUAUACGUGUAUUUUUUAAUUACAAUAAACCUUAUGAAAUUGAAAAUAUCCGCCCUAACAGUUAACUAAAAGCGGAAUCAUUUUGCUCACUGUACAAAUUAGACCUUGGAGGCAUCUUUCUAUCUUUAAGUACCACGUUUAAGGUAUAGCCCCGAAAGAACUCGCCAUUUGCUUGUAAAAAACGUCACGCAUGAAAAAUUGACUGAUUUCUAAUAAAAAAAAAUUAGAUAAUAUAUAUGAUAAACACAUAUAAUCGAAUUCUAAAUGUUAGAUAUAAAUUUGUUACAAAAUGUUGUAACAUGCAUGUAUUCAAUAAUCGAGAAUGAUUGGCAAAUUACUUUAGUUUACGUAGAAUAAAUAUUGUGUGUAGUGAAUCUCGAAUAUGAGAUUUCAUUUCGUUUUCAUGAGCUCUUUACUCGUAAUACCAAUUUUUUUUAUACUUCUCAAAAUACUCUAUUUUCCUGUUAUUCACGCAUCAAAUUGUAUAUCGUACUCGUGUUAUCUUUAUAGAAAAUAUUUUAUUCUACAAAAGAAGCUUUAAACUUCCAUUGAACCUGUGCCUAUGUGUAGUUUUUACCCUGUAACGUAUGUCUAUCGAAUACCUACCAAGCAAGCUUUUAUUUGAUUUCCUUGUAUAUGUCUUUACUAGCUGACGCCGCCCGGAACACGGGGAUUAUAUAUAGCUUAUAUCUAGCCUUCCUCGAUAGAUGGGCUAUCUAACACUGAAAGAAUUUUCAAAUCGGACCUGAGAUCUGCGUGUUCAAGCAAACAAACAAACUCUUCAGCUUUAUAAUAUUUAUUAUAUCUUUAUAAAUGGUUCGUUUUAAAAUUAUAAUCAUAAAAUUAUGUUAAGUACGAGUAAUAUUCACAUAUAAAUUGUGUAAUCUAUUUUUUUACAAGAAGUAAGGUAACACCAAAAUUAGAACAAUACUUUUCCUUUUAUAUUUCGUUGCCAAGUGUUUUUGAUAAUUGAUUUAGUAUAGAUAAAUAACUACAAGUGUUUUUAUAUUGGGCGUUCUUUUUUGUUUUUCGAGAAUAGGGAUGAUGACAGUUUUUUAAAUUGUAUAUAAAUUAAGAAUAUGCUAAAAGUAAAGCAAUUUUGUAAAAGUAACGAGGUAUCUGCGAUCAUUACUUUCUGAGCUACAGGGAUUUAAAGGGACAUAUUUGCGGCGCUGCCGCGGAUCCCGUGCGGAUGUGCGUUCAAACAAAAUUACUAAUAUCUUUGUUAUUUGUGCGUUUAUGUUUAUAGUUCAAUUAUUAAAUAUUGUCACAUUUAAUGUAAGGAAGCUAAAACUGAAUGAAUUUUCAUCUAAUUACGAUAAAAGAUUUUUAAUAGAUUUUGAAAUGUUAUAAUCUCAUUUAUUUUGCAAAUAUCCAGACAAUCUUUGCUUUUUAUGUAUAAAUUAGUUAACAUUGACCUUAUUUACCCGAAUGUAUCAUAAAAAUCAAUAUAUUCAAACCUAGUCAUCAUCCCCAUUGUUUCUGUAUCGUUAUUGGAAUGUUUUUCAACAACAAUAGGGUAGUUGACUCACGUGAAAAUUAAUGUCUCUCUCAGAAUGAGAGGAGUUAGGCCUAUAGCUAUAUACACCACGCUGGCCCAAUGCGGAUUGGCAGACUUCACACACGCAGAGCAUUGAGAAAAUUCUCAUUUUAAAAUUUGUAUUCAAGUCUCAAAAAAUACGAUAUGAUUUUUUAUGAUCUAAUAAAAAGAUCAUAAGUAUAAUUAACAAUUUAUGACCUAUUUUAGAUAAGUGUCAACUAGCCUAUUUUGUUCUGUUUAUGAAAAAUAUUUAUUUUUUCAAUUUCUGACUCCAUAAAUAACGAAAUUAUCUACAAGCCUUGCUCUUGGCCUUAGGUCAAUGAACGGCGGUAUCCGUGGCGCGUUUUAAAAAGCGCGUGUGCAGUAACCCUAAUAAUUCUUUCAAAGUUAUCUUUAUAAAACGUCUUUAUUAAACAAUAACUUAUAUUUUGAGUAACAAAAAUACGUGUUUAAUUAAUUUAAGUAUAAAAAAUUGCUAAAACAUGUUAUUUUUCUGUAUAUUAAUAUUCCUUUGCCUCCUUUUAUAUCGUCUAUUUUAACAGGUUUUUUUUAUAUUUAUUAUUUUAUAAUUUUUUAUUCCCAGGAAUAGCCUAAACCGUCUGACGGUUCCGUUUCAAUACUAUAUUAUAUUAUGUUUAUAGAUGAGGGAUUUUUGAGAGAAAUGUUACGUUGCUAAUUUUAAUGCUGAAACUUAUUCUUGUGUUUUUUGGUAAGUCUAUAAAUAAGAAUGUGUAUGAAUUUAAUUAUCUACUUUCCCACAUUCAUUAUAUUAUAUGAAAUCAUCCAGGGAAAUCAUUAAGGUUAGGAAAAGGUUCAAGUAUAAUAGGCAUAUUAAUUAGGUACCGAUUUCUUUCUAAUAAUAACUAAAUUUUCAAAAAGGUCCAAAUGGUAGUAUUAUUUUGGUAACGGAGUCUAAUAAAUCUUGCAAUAAAAAAACAUAUAAUAUUUAUAUUUUAAUACCUUAGCCCUUAUAAAUUUGAGUGUUAAAAUUUAUUAAAAAAAACAAUAAUAAUUAUAAUAUUCUUCUAAGAAAUAAUGUUAACUCCUAUGAAUGUUUGAAUGUCUAAAUGUAAUAAAAACUAAAAACGAAACUAUAUAAAAACAAAAUUUAUAAAUAAUAGCAGUAGCGCUAUUCUGUAACUGUUUUAUCUACUAAGAGGUGUUUUAAGUUUGAUCACUACGUUUGUCUGUCUGUGGCACUUUAAAGGAUGAACCAUUUUAGAUGCGUUUUUUUUAUUUGAAAGCUGGUUUUUCAGCGAUGAUUGUCAAAAAUGUAUCAUCUAAAUCUGUUUACAAGAUAUAGAUGACAUUGAGCACCAUUUAAUAUUUUCAAAUUGUAUGUGAUUUUUUCAAGUGGUGUAUCAAAGAAGACGUCGUGUUUCAGUGUCAAAAGGUAAAACGGCGACAUAGUCUCAUGAUAUAAAUACAGUUUUAGUACAAAAAAAAAAUUGCGAUAAAAAAUUGUUAAAUAAACAAAAAAGUCUGUUCUUUCAAUAUCUUCACAUAUCGCUCAAAGAAAAAUAACGAAACAUGACCAAACUUAAACUUUUUCGGCCUUUCAUAGAAACGUAAUUAUUGCUUCAUCAUUUUAAUUAUGAAAAUCCACUACUUAACCUGAAUAAUGAUUUUAAGUAAGGCCUAUAUAUUUUUUAUUAUAAAAUAUUUUUUCUACCUACUCGUAUAAAUGUGAAAUUAGAAACGUAGCAUUUAAAUUUUGCAGUUAGUGUAAGACGACUAAUAAAUAUUUUUUGUUAUAAGUACCUACACCGACUGCAAUACCUAGCAAAACCAAUCUUCAUAUUAAUCUACGAGUAAUAUAUAAAUUAUAUUAUAUUACUAGUAUAUAUUUGUACCUACUACCUAUAAAUUAUUUACAUUUAAAUUAACAUCAGUAUUAAUAAAAUUGAACGCUUGAAUAUUUUUUUUUUCGCCACGUGAAAUGCAAUACCUACCCAUUAAAAAUUAUUUACUUUUCAUUUUUAUAUGUAAAGAAAAUCUAUGAUAUAAAUAUGGAUGAUGUUAAAUGCCGAUGUUAAAAUAUAUGAUCUGCUAAAAAUUGAUGUUAAAAAACGACAAUGUAGCCUAAAUAUAAAAAUUAUCCGACGUUUCCGGAUACUAAUCGACAAAGUUAACUUUUCUGUAAUAUUUUAUACUACCGAAUGUAUGUAUUUUAAAUCCUUGUAAGGACACUGAGUUUUGUUUAAGUCUUACUCCGAGCAAUGAACAAAUUUUGUCGGUGAUUCCCUCCCGGCCCUUCGGGAAAACCUUUGGCCCUUCGGGAGGGCUAUUGCCCAUGAAAAGUGUUCCUAGCUCCAAAAACCAUUAUAUGUAUUAAAUUAUAGCAAUUCUUCUAAUGGCACUGAGUUUUGAUGUAAUGUUGCUCUAAACGAGGACAAAUUGAAAACUUCGAUUGGGUAUGCCCUUGAAAAUGGCUAACUUCGACGGCUUAUUGCCCGGCUCGGGGGACUAUAUAUUAUGUAUUUUAAAACAAGAGCAACAUAAGUUUUGUAAUAAUUUUGCUCAAAGCUUCUUCUCUUAUGUAAUAUCACGAAAUAUACGAAACAGAAAAGUUUUAAUCUGUUAGUUUUCGUGACUUUGUUGAAAAACUAAAGAAAACGCAGCGGCGAUUUUCGAAAAUCUUUUAAUUUUGGAAUAUGUGUCAUCAAUCAAUCAAUGUCAGCUGUUGCGCUGUUGAGCUGAGGAUUAAAUACUCGUAUACCAACAUAAGUUUUACUUUUCUUUCGGUGUAGUAAGAUGUGAAAUGAAAAUUAUUGAAUUCCAUCUAAAUGCGGUCGACUACUGGAUACCAAUACCAUAAUACGUUUAAAAUUGUAACAAUUUGUUUACCAGAAUAAAAAACAUAACUAAAAAACUAAAAAAGGGGUUCAAUAAAUGUAAAAAAAUGGAUUAAUAAAGUGAACUGAUAUAAUAUCUACACUAUUUAUACUAACUCGUUGGUAUUGCUUUAGCUACAAAACUUUUUUUAUUUAGAAAUCGCUAUAAGGUAUGUACAUUUCGUAGUGGGACUACGAAAAGUCUACCUCAAUUUAUCUACCAGAAGUGAUAUUUUCCAAAAUGGCCGCUGCAUACCAUUGUAUUAUUCUAAUACAAUUUAUGAGUACCUUUGAACUAGAAAACUAAUUUUGGUGUGAAGCAGUCUUUUAAGUAGUAAGAUACUUAUACAUGCAAGUUUACGCUUUGUCUGUGGAAGGUUAGAUAUUCAAUACUUUUAAUAAACGUAUAUUUAAUUGCAGCUAAUUUGUAUUACAAUAAAUGUUACAUAGUGCAUAUAACAGAAUGCCAUUAUAUGUAAUACUCAUGUGUGUAUGUAUAAACAAAUAGUUUUUAAUUUGUAGUAACACCAAUUGUAAUGGAUGUGUCAAGUUCUAUAACGCUUAAAUAACUUUUCUAUUCCAAAAUUUUAACCUUCCUGUGAUCGUGGAUGUUGCUAUAAAGUAUGUUAAUAUAAUAUGGGAAUCUUCAAAGAAUACCAAAAAAAAAAUUAUAUCUAUAUCUGUUAUUUUGCGUGAUGCAAGAUUCAUGAAAAUUUUAUGUGGUGAAUAAAUUUUUUUGUGUAUUU